Molecule: messenger RNA, 254 nt
Organism: Scutellospora calospora
Lineage: Eukaryota; Fungi; Glomeromycota; Glomeromycetes; Diversisporales; Gigasporaceae
Source: the annotation of a GenBank genome assembly
AUGUCUGCUAAAACAAUCGAUUCUUCUGAAAAUACCAAAUUGAAAAAUAAACGAAAAAAAAAUCCCGCACUUAUUUACAAUUACCUUGAUACGCUUGAAGAUGGCACUCGUAUUUGUAAAGUUUGUGAAAAAAAUAAAAGUAAAUGGGGUUCACUUACUUCGUUAAUGCCAAUAACAUGCCAUUUUAAAAAAAAACAUCCAAAUACUUUUAAAGAAUUUGGAAAAUCUGCUGCAAAAUUUGUUCGCCCUUCUCC